Molecule: messenger RNA, 1443 nt
Organism: Anopheles marshallii
Lineage: Eukaryota; Metazoa; Arthropoda; Insecta; Diptera; Culicidae
Gene: frj
Product: lysophospholipid acyltransferase 7
Exons: 3
Coding region: 1-1443 (480 amino acids)
Biological process (GO): lipid modification; phosphatidylinositol biosynthetic process
Cellular component (GO): mitochondria-associated endoplasmic reticulum membrane contact site; membrane
Molecular function (GO): lysophospholipid acyltransferase activity
Source: RefSeq, a predicted model, not a curated record
AUGAAGGACGAUAUCAUUUAUUUGGUCUUGCUGGCCUCGUGCAUCGGAUUUGGGCAGAUUUAUCGCAGGUUCACCGACCCGGAGCAGAAGAAACUGAUCGGUACCGGAUUCGGGCUGCUGGUGGUGCUAUCCGUCAGCGGCUUCCACAUGCUGCACAUGCUCUUCUGUUAUCUCGUGAGCGCACUGCUGAUAAUCUAUGCUAGCCGCAAAAUAUGUCAUCUGGUCUGUUUUGGGUUUAUGUUCGGGUAUCUGUUCUUCUUUCGGUCGUUGUCCCUUUUGGGCUACGAUUCGCCACCCGGGCAUACGAACAUGAUACAGAUGAUUCUGACGCUGAAGCUUGUGGGCUUGGCAUUCGAGGUGAACAAUGCGUACACCAAGGAAAAAACGGCCGAUGAAUCGAAAAAGGGAUCGAACGAGAACGACCACCAAGUGCAACCUGCAGCUGGACUGAAUGAUGCCGACCGUGCACUGCUAAAACUAGACAUGUUGGACAUAUUUCACUACAGCUUCAAUUACGUCGGCAUAUUGACGGGUCCAUACAUUACGUUCAAAACGUACCGGGAUGCAAUUUAUCUACCGUUCAGUGGGAAAGCGGAUUGCGCCGGGGCAACUAUUGAAAAGCUGAAGGUUAUUCCACUGUACGCCGGACUGUUUUUGCUUGUAUCGUACAUCUGGCCGCUAGGGUACGCCACGAGUGAGGAAUUUUACGCGGAGAGGUCUUUCUUCUACCGGCUGAUGUACGUGUGGCCAACGUUUUUCAUCUUCCGAAUGCGUAUCUAUACGGGUAUUAUGCUAAGCGAGUGUGUCUGCACGAUGGCCGGAGUUGGAGCUUACCCGAAGCUUUGCGCCAGUAAACCAGGCCAUGGUCCCAGCAAGGAAGAUUAUAGUGUCGACGUGUCGUCGUCGUCUCCGUUGGAAUACGAUUUCGAAACUGUACGCAACAUUGACGUGAUCAAUACGGAACGCUGCUGGACGUUCCGCGAAGCCAUGAAGUACUGGAACAUGUGCGUACAGUAUUGGAUGGCAAUGUACGUGUACAAGCGUUUCCCUAGCAAGAAAUAUCGUACGCUCGCCACGUUGGCCGUUUCCGCUAUCUGGCAUGGUGUGUACGCGGGAUAUUACUUCUGCAUAUGUGGAGCACCAUUUUAUCUUCCGAUAGAAGAUCUGUAUGUGAAGCUGUUCAUUAAGGACUCCACCGGACAGAAGCGCACGGUGCUGAAUGUGCUCUGUUGGAUUUCGAAGUUUUUCGCCUUCUCAUAUCUGGGCAUUGCGUUCCUGCUACUAACGGUGGACAAAAUAUGGUACUACUAUAGCUCCGUCAACCACUUUGGGUACAUUCUGUGGAUUGUACUGUACGGUGUGGGUGUACUGAUAGCAAAGCAGAGAAAAGUCAAAGCGAAAAAAGACGCAAAACUUCAACAGGAAGCUACCAAGCUGGAAUGA